AUGGCAAACAACUCAACAAAGAUAAAUCAGAUCUUCAAAUAUUCCAAUAGCACAUUCCAGUAAUCGGCAAAAUCCCAAUGGGUAAUUAUUCCCUCCUUUUUAAAGCAAAAUAUAGGAUUCUACAUACCAUAAUGCUCAUAGUUUGAUGAAUUGAAAGAUCUUAUUGAGAAGCAUGGUGGAAGAGUUGUAGAACAAAAUGAGUGCUUUACUUAUUAAAUAAAGCCAGAUUAGAUAAAGACUGGCUUUGAAAACUUCUACAAAGGCAAAAUCUACUCAUCUAAGUGGAUUAUGACAAGUAUCAAAGAGAAAAAACUUUAGAAUAAGGAAGAUUUCUUUAUUUGUUUGAAUUUAAGCGAGAAAUCUCAACAGCUAAAUAUUUCAAAGAAAAAGAAGUAUACAAUAAUUGAAGGAAUGAAGCUGUAUGAAUUCAUAACAAAUUAGAAGAACCCUCAGGUUUAAUUAAAAGCUUUUUGGUAGAAAAUAGAAUCUUAAUUCCUUUUGCCUGAGAGAUCUCCUGAUUCUCUUAAAAACUUUUGGUCUAAAUUUUGCCAUAAAACACUAGAAGAAUACCUAAUUGAAUGCGUUUAUGAAAAGGUUGAUUUUUGUUUUAAUUUCAAAGAGAUUCCCAAUCCAGAUUUCAUACCUAGGUUUUAACAAUAAUUCCAAAAUGAAUUCAUGAAAAUUGAGGCACUAGAAAACAUGAGUGAAGAAGAAGAUAAACAAGCUCUUGAAAAAGCAUCAUAAUCAUACGGUAUUGGAAAGAAUAUUGGAAGAUAAUUGGCAGUAUUAAAUCCAGAGCAAUCAUCAGCAAACCAAUCUAAGCAAGGCUUUACUCCAAGAUAAAGAUCUGCUUCAUUUACCAAGGAAGAAUAGAAACUUUAGGAUUUAGCUGCCGAAGACUUUUAUAUGGAAGAAAGUGCUGAAUAACAAUAGCCACUCUAUCAAUUCAAGGUCCUCUAAAAACUUGACUUAAAUUAAUAAUCCUACACAAUCAACUCAUAUGACCCUUCAGAGUCAGUGUAUUUAUCUCUUGAUAGAAGACAUAUCAAUGCCUCUUCAUUAGAGUAAGAACUCGAAAAUCAUUUAGCCAUGAGGAUGAAAAAGUUUGUUCCAACAAAUAUGGAUCUUACUGACUAUGAUAAAGACCUAUUUAAAAAGCAACUCGAUUUGGAAACAGUUAAUGUAACUAUUACUAAGGACCCUGCAAAAGCAAUAGAAUAUGAAAUAGAAAACUUCUAUAUGAGGUCAGUUGAAAGAUUUCCUAAUGAAGAUGGCAUGUUUAGACGCCUUUAAAAAGAAUUGCUAGAGAUAGCUUAAAAAUACAGUGUGAGUGAUGAAGAAAUCAACAGACUCUUCAUAGAUGUUUGCUGCAGCAAAACGAAACUUAUUGAAGUUCUAGAAAAGAAAUCAUUUUCCAAGUGGAAUGAACUUGAGGAUUUAGCUCUACAAAGAGGCACUGAAAGUAACGAAUACAAUUUCCUAUUAAAACAUAAGGGCUAUGAAGAAAUAAUAAGAAGAAAAAAGUUCUUGGGUCUUUGA
Stylonychia lemnae is the source of this 1539-nucleotide messenger RNA. NCBI's taxonomy places the organism in Eukaryota, Ciliophora, Spirotrichea, Sporadotrichida, Oxytrichidae. The record is from the annotation of a GenBank genome assembly.